This is a messenger RNA of Python bivittatus (Burmese python), 5788 nucleotides long. NCBI's taxonomy places the organism in Eukaryota, Metazoa, Chordata, Lepidosauria, Squamata, Pythonidae. The record is from RefSeq and is a predicted model, not a curated record.
UCAAGGAGAUAGAGCAUCUAGCAAAAACAAAAUUAGAACUGCAGUGUCAAGCAGAGAAAGAUUGUUCAAACUUGAAUACACAGAUGAAAAUCAUGGAGAUUGAACUUGAAGAACAGCUAAACAAAAAUCAAAAUCUAGCUGCAAUGACAUCUGAAGUUGUUGACCUAAGACAACAAAUGGAAACUCUUGAAAGACAGCUGAAAAAUCAGAGAGAUUUCAUGGACAAACAAGCUAUUGAAAGGGAACAUGAACGUGAUGAAUUUCAAGAAGAAAUUCAGAAACUAGAAAUGGAGUUAAAACUUACAACAAAAUCCCAAGAUUCUGGAAAGUCCAGAGCCUAUCUGGUAGAAUCUCUCCACAAUGAAAUAAAAGAGAGAAUGGAUGAUUACAACAGGCUUUUUGCAGAAAAAGAGCAAAUAGAGAAAAUCCUUGCUGAUCGUAAUGAAGAAAUAGAAAGGCUGGAAGGACAGAUCGGGGAGCUGAACUGUCUGAAUAGGGAGGAGGCAAAGAAUGCUGAUAAACUCAUGCAGGAACUGGAAAAAAUGAAAAAGAAGGAAAUUGAACUAAAAGAAGAUAAAGAAACAUUGCAGCAGCAACAGAACAAAAAUUUAAUUCUGAUUUCCACUUUGCAGUCUAAACUAGAUGAAGUUAGACAAAGGGUACUUACUGAUACUAGUGUGGAUCAUAUGCUAAAGGAACAACUAAAAAUACAAGAAGAACUUAUAACAAAAAAAAGAGAGGCAGCAGAUUUAUUAGAACAACUUGAACAAUUUAAAGAGAAUUUAGUGAAUAAAAAUGAAGAAAUCUUACAGCUGAAAUCAAAGUUAGAAGUGGAAAAAAAUGCUAACAUCAACAAACUAACCCAACUGAAAGAAGAAAAUGCACACCUGAAAGAAAACAUUGAAAAAUUGGCCAUACAAAGUCAAAAUCCAGGUGAAAAUGAGCUGGUUAUUCUGCAGUUUCUGAAAUCCUUGCUUGAAGAAAAGAAUCAAGAAACUGAUCAUUUGAAUGAGCAAAUUGAGAGAUUGGAACAAAAAAUAGAGAAUAGCAAGGAAAAUGAGGUUCUGGAAAAGCAAAUGUUUGAAACUGAAGUCAUGAAAUCAGUUAUAGAAGAACUUCGUAGUGAGAAGGAGCAGUUGUUAAGAAAUAAAGCAGAAGAAAUUGAACAGCUCCAUAAAGUAAUUGAGAAGCUUCAGAAGGAGUCAGAAGUUCUUAUACCCAUAUAUCAUGAAGCUGAAAAUAGACAAGGCAAUCCAAAUGAUUUUUCUUUGGAAGAACAAGAAGAGAAUCUUGAAAAUAAAUUGACGGAAGGGUCACAAAGUCUUCUAGAAAACAAAAGGGAUAAUGACAACCGUGUGUUGUUUAAUAGCAGUCAGAAUGAGCUUCAGCGACAACUAGAAAUGUCUUUGAUGGAUAGAGAAGUUUUGCAACAGCUGCUUAAUGAAAAGGAAUCUCAGUUUAAAAUGGAAUUUAAAAUCCUAGAACAAAAUCUUGAAAAUGUUCGGGAGUCUUCUAGGCAGUGCUGUUCUGAACUAACAUCUUUACAGUUGUUAUACAAAGAAUUGCAAGAAGAACAUAAGCUUCUGAAGAUGUACAUAACACAGAAGGAAGCUGAAAUGACAGAGAUGAAUUCGUAUAGUCAAGAUCUUGAAGUUAACCUAAGAGAGAGAGAAAUAAAACUAUUAGAGAUAGAACUACAACUCCAAAUAGUAUCAGAGCAGAAAGUAGAGCAGGCAGCUAAAGUUCAACAUAUGACAGAAAAUGUUGUGAAACUUGAAAAUGAACUUAAAACUAUGACACAAACACUGCACAACAAAGAGACCACUUAUCAAAGAGAAAUAAGUGAACUUCAAGCUACUGUUGCAGAACUGAAGUCUGAAAUUGAGAAAAAGGUGGAAGAACUGGAAAUACUAAAAUCUGAAAAAGAUCUGUUUCACUCACAGUUGAAGACCCCCAUGGAAAAGGACCAAGACAAUUACCAGAAAGAAAUUAAAUACCAUAAGUCAGUGCUUGAUCUUGCUGCCUUUUUCCCUUCUGAAGAAAAAGAGGAAGAGGAAGAAGAAAGAGAUUUAACUAAUGUGCUUUCAGCAUCUACUAAAUAUCCUUUUCCACUGGAGGAAGAUAGUAUGACUCAUCUGCAGGUCUCCAGCAAAAAUCUGAAUAUUCCUAAUAAACAACCACAAGAUGUCCCUUUCAUUCAGGGAAAGCAAACAGAUCCUGAUGAAGUGCAGCAAAAUCUGAAACCUUUUUUUCAAAAAAUAUGGCAAUCGAAUCAUGCUUCUCAAAGCUCACAAAUCUCUCAAACAAUAUCAGAUUGCUUUCAAAAUAUAAUCACAAAUACAACCUUGUGGGAUUCGCCUGAGAAUAUGAGGAAAGAGAACAAAAGUUUAGAAUUCCAAGCAAGCCUUUCCUCAACACCCUUCUCAGAAGUUGAUAUGCAUAGUAUAGCCUUUGAAAGCCUGUGCUCAGAGAACUCAGUCAUCCAGGAAGACACCCCUAGAGUUUUAGAAUGUCCAGUUUCUUAUUCUAAUGGCAAUGAGGAAGCAGCAGCCAAUCUCCACGUCCUGUCUUCUGCAUUCCCAGAACCCACCUCUUCUAUUAACAAGUGCAAUGGUGUACAAGAAAAUGUAUCAGUAAGCGAUGCUGAAGUCAUUUCUCUGAUACCCUCUGAGUUACAAGAUGGUCUAAAACUGACAAUGUCCAGACUUCAAAGUGCAAGCACUGAAUAUGGAAGCAGUACUAGUUUAGAUUUAAUACUUCAGCUUAAUCAGGCAGAGCCAGGAAAUAAGGUUUACCAAGACAGCAAUGCCAUGGCUUCUCUGCAAUGCUUUGAAAUGACUCCAGAUGUCACUGCGGCAACAGCAAAAGAAACAGAAAUGUUGUCACAACCAUUGAAGAAUGUGCUAAAGAUGGUGUAUGACGAGAGUUACAAACUGCUAGUUCUGUCAGAAAAACCUCUGCCUCUUGAUGAUGGUGAUAAGAUUCAACAAGUUCCAUCAGUGGAGGGUUGGCAAAGAGAGAGACUAAUGUUGCUUGAUAUAAUACAAUCACUGAAGAGUUAUCUCAAACAAUCCGACAAAGAAAAUCAGGAGCAGCAGCAAAAGAGGGUUGUGGAACAUCUUUCAUCUUCAGACAGGAACAGCUUGCUUUCCAAUGUACAGGAUCUUGAAGUUGAGUUGAGACUUACAAAUCUUCAAAGCCAAGAGAAAUUACAGGAACUCCAAGAAACACUUGUAAAUACAGAGAAUCAUGGGGAAAAGCAAGAACACCAGCUUCAAAGACAGGUUGAACUACUAGAAUACAAACUUCAGCAAGAGCAAUCCAUUGCAAAUGACUUGCAGACUUCCCUAAAACGUGAACAAGAAAAAGCUUCUGAAAUGCAUGAAUUGCUGAAACAGGAACACACUGCAAUAUUGAAUUUGAAAUCAGAUCUUUGUGAGAGCAAACAAACAAACGAGAGGUUAGAAAAAUCUUUACAAAAAACCCAAAAUGAAGUAAUUAAAUACAGUUCUGUAUUGGAAAAUAAGGAGAGAAGUAUUACAGCAGCACUUGAGGAUUUACAGAGUGAACAUCUUAAAAACAAAGAAUUACAGAUUAUGUUGGAUGAACAGCAGCAACAGCAUAAAAUAAAAGAGGAUGAGAAAUCAAAAGCCAUAGAGGAGUUGCAAGCUGCCUUGGAGCUACAGUGUAUUCAGAACAAUCAAUUAACUGUGGCUUUAGAGCAUGAACAAUCAGCAAACAGUAAUCUCCGUAAAGAACUCCAAAUUGAACAUUCUCGCUGUGAGGCUUUAUUAUCCCAAGAUCAGAAUAAACUGUUGGACCUGCAGAAAAAUUUAGAUAUUGAGAAAAAACGAAAUACAGACCUUAUAAGUGCCUUGAAUCAUGAACGUGUUUUGACAGAACAUCUGACUAUGAGAUUAAAUGAAUGUGGGUCUUGUAAACAUAAAGAUUCAUUGCAGGAAUUGCAAACUCAGUUGCAUUUAGAAAGAUCCCAUGCCAGGGAGCUUUUAGCCAUAAUUGAGAAAUCACAGCAGCAGGUAUUUGAUUCAAAGAAACAAAUGAACGAAAUGCAAAUGUAUUGUAAAGAAUCUCAACAAGAACAAGAUCUCCAAAACACUGUUCAAGUUACACAGUCAAUGAUGCAAAAUAAAAAACAGGAUGUUCUUCGUAUUUUGGAGGUACAGAGAGAGAAAGAAGGACAAAUGAAAAGGGGAUGGGAACAAUUGCAAUCCGUUCUCAAAUCUAUGAGAGCUCAAGAGAUCAGGACAGUACAAAGAGAAAGAAAAAGGACCCAGGAACAACAAACUGAAUGUCACCAUCUAAAGACACUGCUAGAAGCUCAAGAAAGUCAAAAUGAGUCCACAUUACAACAUUUGCAGAACUGUAGAAGAUUCAAGGAAUUGCAACAAAUGCUAGAAGAGCUGAAGAAACAGGAAACAUUAUUAAAAAAAUAUAACCAAUUUCCCUCAAAAAAUAAUUAUGCUAACUUAACCUUUACAACUGAUACUGUAAGAUUGCAUGUGGAACAACAGAAAUUGGAAAACAUCAGAGAACAGCUGGUUCUUGUUGCUGCAUAUCUUUCUGAGUUCAUACAUGAAACUAUAGACAAAACAGUAAAUUGGUCUGCAUCAAAUGAUGAGAUAGUUGCAGCCUUACUUCAUGUACUUGAAAUUAAAGAAUUACUGGCUUCUUCCAAAUCUGGGUUUAUCCCUACAAGUAUAAUUCACUCUAUGCAAGCAUCAGAAAGGAAUAACCAGGAUAAGCAUGGUUUACAGAAUGGUUUGAAAGCAACAAACUAUGACGCAACAAAAAAUUUUGUGAUGGAAAACAAGCUAACUGUGAUGCCUUCCAGUCUAAAGAUGCAAAAGCUGUAUCGGAAGUAUUUGAGAGCUGAGAGUUUUAGGAAAGCCCUGGUUUAUCAGAAAAAAUACCUUCUUCUGCUUCUGGGUGGAUUUCAAGAAUGUGAGCAAGCAACAUUGUCCCUAAUAGCACGCAUGGGCAUUUAUCCUUCUCCUCCUGAUCUGAGUGUUUCUGAAUCACGAAGCCAUUUUUUUACCAAGUUCAGAUCUGCAGUCCGAGUAGUCAUUGCAAUAUUAAGGUUGAAGUUUCUGGUGAGAAAAUGGCAUAAAGUAAAUAAGAAAGAAAUGCUGCCGGAAGCCAUUUCUUCUAGCCUUGGACACAACUCCUAUCCCAUAGCUAGUAUAGAAGUACUAAAGCAACAACAGCCCUUCCCAGGUUAUGCUACUGAAGAAGGUGAAUACAGAAAUAAUCACACAAGACUUGCAAACUGCACACCUAAAUCCUUACACCAUUUACAUAACAGGUCUGCUAGUUUUACUUCACAAACUUCAUCAAAAGAUCCUGAACAUUCAUUAACUGAAUACAUUGUGCACUUGGAGGCCAUUCAGGAAAGAUUAGGAAUUCUUCUGCCAGGACAAACUACACAAGAAAACAGUUAAAUGUAGUGAGAACACACCUUGAAUCUGAACCAGAGUUCUUCGGUCACUGCUUUAUUCUCCAGUGAACGGCUUGCACAAGUGUUGCGCCCUGCGCUUACAGGAUAUUUCAACACUUUUGUUCAUUUGAAUAAAGGGGUCUAUGUGUGAGAGUUUUUGCAUCAGAUUUUAUAAAAAAAUACUUUCUGUGUUUUAAUUUAAUAUACUGAUAUUCCAUGUAAAAUAAUCCACAGUUUUUAAUCAAAAUUACUAGGAAGUUUACGACUAUAAUAGCUUUCCUUUCCUGUAUUAUUAAUGCUAAAUACCAGAAUAUCUUUUUAUUAAAAAUGUUC